AUGAAAAUGUUUGUCAAACGAAGACUCCGCACAGAAACAGAUAAGAGUACUCCAGCUAGUGGAAAGAGAAAUGAUAAAUUGGCAAUCAGUAACGCUCACUUAACAGUCACUGAAUUGGAACAUAUGGUGCAGGGGAGAAUAAUACACAUUGAUGCAGGUUAUAGUCAUUCAGCCCUUAUAAACGAAUAUAAAAAUCUAUAUACGUGGGGUAAAAGUCUGGAUAUGCAACUGGGUCAUGGUAACAAGAAAGAGCAAGAAGAACCUCAUCAGAUCUUUGAACCGGCAAAUGUAGCUUGGGAUUUCGUUUCCUGUGGAUACGAUUUCACAACUGCAGUAACAUCUAAAGGAACCGUUUACGUUUGGGGGAGAAAUUGUAAGGGCCAUUUGGGUAUUGAGUCAAACAUUUCUUCAUCAGUUAAUCGUAAAAUUGUAUUCAAAACUGCGAAAGGUCCUUCGAAAACAAUUGAAAUGGCUGGUGUUAGACCUUGCAUACCACGACCAACAAAGUUUCCAUAUCUGGUUGCGUUUGCGCUUACAGAAGUGUGUUUCGACGAACUGGGAAAACGCAAUUUCAUUGAUUUUGCCAAAAAAAUGGACUCAAAUGCAAUCUCAAAUAUUUCUUCUCAUCUGCUUGGAAAUCCAGUGCAUUGCCUUCCUGCUGUAUAUAUCCAUUUAUUGGCUGGUGAUCUCAUCCAUGCAAUUGAAUUACUUGUGCAUAUACCGUCAGAAGAAAUGGGAGCAAUAACGGAUAAUAAUAAUGAACAGGAAGGAAGUGAAUUAUUUGCAUUCAUUGAUGUUGUCCUGGAUUUAAUGUGCAAACACCCUAAUUUCAAGGUUCAGUCCAAAGCUUUCUCGGAUUUGCUGAGUACUUUCGCUGUUGGUGAUCGUAUUGUUAAAAGCAAAAAAUUGAGUGCCUUGGCUCCAUUGCUUUUGAUUUCGAAACCGGAAGCACUUUCUUCACUGAAGUCAUCCGAAUUCUUGGAAAUUUUAGAAAAGUGGCAGCCCGGUUCGUCUCUUCAUGGUCUACAAGUAUCUCAAAAUUCUGUCCAGGAAGAGUACGCUAUUGGACUUGCUGUGGUGCUGUGGAAAAAUGCCCUGUGUUGGUCCGGAACAGCACAGUUAAUGAUAAAAGACGAGUUUGCCCGAGCUGUUGUGAAAAGUGGUCGUGCUCAGUGCGAGCAAAGUUCGUCAAAUACGAAAGCGGUGCCAACAAUGGAUGAGGGGGUUUCAAACUGA
Messenger RNA from Loa loa (African eye worm), 1236 nucleotides. RefSeq lists its product as hypothetical. The transcript has 5 exons. The record is from RefSeq and is a predicted model, not a curated record. Bases 1 to 1236 code for a protein of 411 amino acids. NCBI's taxonomy places the organism in Eukaryota, Metazoa, Nematoda, Chromadorea, Rhabditida, Onchocercidae.